Molecule: messenger RNA, 3457 nt
Organism: Carlito syrichta (Philippine tarsier)
Lineage: Eukaryota; Metazoa; Chordata; Mammalia; Primates; Tarsiidae
Gene: B3GAT1
Product: beta-1,3-glucuronyltransferase 1
Exons: 7
Coding region: 223-1227 (334 amino acids)
Biological process (GO): chondroitin sulfate proteoglycan biosynthetic process; carbohydrate metabolic process
Cellular component (GO): Golgi membrane
Molecular function (GO): galactosylgalactosylxylosylprotein 3-beta-glucuronosyltransferase activity
Source: RefSeq, a predicted model, not a curated record
GGCGCCGGGGCCGGGGCGUAGGGCCGCCGCCCGCGAUGGACCGCGCCGGGGCCGAUCUGGACUCGCCGCCGCAGGUGUCCACCCCCCAGGGUUCCUGACCUCGCCCCUGGACAGCGAUCCCUUCUCAGACUCCAGUCGGGCCAGACUCUUCAAACCUGCUUCCGCAAUGGGUGGGUUGUGAACGCUGGUAAUGAGGAGCCGUGGGUGCAGCCAGCCUUGGAGAUGCCGAAGAGACGAGACAUCCUUGCGAUCGUCCUCAUCGUGCUGCCCUGGACACUGCUCAUCACCGUCUGGCACCAGAGCACCCUUGCACCCCUGCUUGCCGUGCACAAGGAUGAGGGCGGCGAUCCCCGGCGCGACGCACCGGCAGGUGCGGACCCCAGGGAGUACUGUAUGUCCGACCGCGACAUCGUGGAGGUGGUGCGCACCGAGUACGUCUACACGCGGCCGCCGCCGUGGUCCGAUACACUGCCCACCAUCCACGUGGUGACGCCCACCUACAGCCGCCCAGUGCAGAAGGCCGAGCUGACGCGUAUGGCCAACACGCUGCUGCACGUGCCCAAUCUGCACUGGCUGGUGGUGGAGGACGCGCCACGCCGGACGCCACUGACCGCGCGUCUGCUGCGCGACACCGGCCUCAACUACACGCACCUGCACGUGGAGACACCCCGCAACUACAAGCUACGCGGCGACGCGCGCGACCCGCGCAUCCCGCGGGGCACCAUGCAGCGCAACCUGGCCCUGCGCUGGCUGCGCGAGACCUUCCCACGCAACUCCAGCCAGCCCGGCGUGGUGUACUUCGCGGACGACGACAACACCUACAGCCUGGAGCUCUUUGAGGAGAUGCGCAGCACCAGAAGGGUGUCUGUGUGGCCCGUGGCCUUUGUUGGUGGCCUCCGGUAUGAGGCCCCACGAGUGAAUGGGGCAGGGAAGGUGGUCGGCUGGAAGACGGUGUUCGAUCCCCACCGACCGUUCGCAAUAGACAUGGCUGGAUUUGCAGUCAACCUGCGGCUCAUUCUACAGCGAAGCCAGGCCUACUUCAAGCUGCGCGGCGUGAAGGGAGGCUACCAGGAAAGCAGUCUCCUUCGCGAACUUGUCACCCUCAAUGACCUGGAGCCCAAGGCAGCCAACUGCACCAAGAUCCUGGUCUGGCACACACGGACAGAGAAGCCAGUGCUGGUGAAUGAGGGGAAGAAGGGCUUCACUGACCCCUCGGUGGAGAUCUGAGCCUCGGGAUGCAGGAGCCUCCUCCUCAGACCUUGUUCUUGGCCUUCCAUCCUCUCCCCACGGCUGAUGGUCCCUCCAAGGCAGACUCCUAAGGAACCACCAUCACCCUCCUUUCUAUUCUGGGGCUUUCGAGAGAGCCCAGCCUGAUGCCAGGACCAAGGACAGAGAAUCUAAGCACAGAAAUCCCAGACCUGUUCUCUCCAUCCAACGUGGCCAGGGCCCAAGAGACCCAAGGUGGGGUGGGGGGGGCCAGCUGCCAGCAAGGCUGGUGCCUCAGCAGGCCUCCUCAGAAACUUCCUGCACUGAUGGGGCUGUGGGAAGAGAUGCUGCAGGCACCCGUACCCGCUCUGGAGUGAUGCAGGGCUGGGAGGGAGGUGAGAAGAGCCCACAGAGAAGUGGAGUGUGGCCCUCCCUGCUCCCUGCUCCUGGGCCCGCUACAACCAUACAGGACACCCUGCCAGGGAAUUCUGAAGACCAGAGAGCAGAAUGCCUCACCCUCCUCGGCCCCUGCUCUUCCUAAGAGCUGCUCCCAAAUCAGACAUACCUCUCCGGCUCUCCUCUGGUUCAUGUUUACAGAGCAUAAGGCUGUCUUUGAUCCCAACAGGCACCAGCCCUGCAUGGGGGGAGCCUGGGCCUGCCAACAGGCUCCUCCUGUACCUCAGGCUGCGGCAGGAGCAGAGUUCCUUCCUCUGGCCCCUCCCCUCACGCCUUCUCCUCCAGCACUGACAAGGAGGUGAGCCCUACAGCCAGCACAGGUCACUGCCUGGCCUGGACUAAGAACCCCGCGAUCCCACUGUCCACACACUGCCUCCCCACCGCCUACCAGGCUGCGGGGCCCCUCGCCUGGACUGGACCCGGGAGGGGAGAUGCCCUCUUCCUGCAGCCCUAGAAAACCACAGACCUCAGUGCUGGAGCAGUGAUGGGCGAGGUGGAGCUCUACAGCCUGGAAAGGGAGGGAGGCCAGGGCAAAUCACCAACUCCUUCCUGCCCCUGGUCUUAAGGAGGAGAAGGGCUUUGGGAUAGCAGAGGGAUUUAGGGAAAAGGGUCAGGGAUUCACUGGACACUGAGGGGAAGGAGACCUGAGCACACACCGCCUUGAAAUUAUUCCAUGUCAAACACAAAAAAUGGGAAAGAAAAUCUUACUUCUCCCUAAGUUGGGAGCAUGCAGAGCCAGCCCACUUCAUGUUCAGCUACCCCCUCCCCACCCCAGAGAAAGAACAGUGUGCCACAAGCUGUCACUUUGCCCCUUUGGAAAAAGCAUCUUCCUGGGUCUCCCAGGCAGCUGGAGAGGUCCUUGGCUCUCUCUGACCCAGACAGGCCCUCUGGUGGCAGUCUCACUCAUGCUCCUGCAAGUUGGAAGCACAAUUUUUCUCUCAAGUGGAGGAAAAGGAAAGGGCCUGAGCCUACUGAAGAAGUGUUUAUUUUUUAACUGCUAACAGCCCCCACCCCAUUAAAACUCACAGGACAUGUCUGAGGGCCAUUCAGAACUCACUCCUGGGUGGGUGGGACUCAGAGACCUAACAUUCAGAAUAUAGCAUCAGUUGCCCAUUUUGAAAUGGAUUUAAUCUCCCAUGAUAUUCAUGAAAUCAUCUGAAUCAGAUCCUUGAGCCACCUUUCAGGAUGUUUUCCCCAACCUCUUACACUUUGGAUGUCGCUUUGGAAUCAACCCCUUGGAAUUCAGUGGGGUGUCAUGGGAGAGAAGGGAGGAGGCAGCACAGGGCAGCCAUCAGAUGAGUGAACUUAUACGUAGGUACUCUACUGUCUCACUCACGGAAACCAGGCCUGAUUGCCAAGUUCAGCUUGGCUGUUGUGAGGCCAUCUUCUUAGCCAAAAGCCCAGGGUUCGUUUCAGGAAAUUAAUAACAACAAAAUGGGGUCUUUUUUGGCAGAUGCCAGGUCAGUUGUUUUCACCUAAUACCCUCUUUUAGCUGCAUGUAUAUUUAUUUAUAAUUAUAAUCCUGGUGGACUGCAGCCUUCAUCUUUGUUGGGAAUGAGUUUAUUAUAAAUCAGAAUUGGCCAUAUGAUGACGAUUGCUUUCCAAACCCAGACUGUUCCCACUCCCUCACUGGCAAACCCCACCACGCAGGAGUGAGGCUAGGGGGCUAGGAGUUCUGAGAACAGAGACUGGGGUGAGGGUGGCACCCAGGCAGCUGCAUCUGGUCUGUUUUAAUUUAACUGUAUUUAAUUUGCUUUCAAAAUUAAAAGUCAAAUAUGGUUUUUAACAGUCCUAA